CCUUGAUAAAAGAAUAAGGACCAAAGCUCUGCACAGACGACAAGCUGUGAAGGUGACGAGCUAGUAAAGCUUUGCUGACGCUCACGCCGGUCUGGGUUCACCACUUCUCCGGAGGACUCCAAAUCGGCCAAUUCGCCCCUACAAUUCUUUAGUUCCCUAUUUCCCCGUGCACCUAUACGGCUAUACGCUUGUCUUCCAAUUUUCUGUUUUCUUAAGCCGCCGAUCAGAGUUUCAGAGGGAUCCACUUUGUCGGAGUUUCAGACGGUGUGGAGCUGUCUAUUCGACCCGGGGCACAGUUUCUCAGCCUUUGAUGUUGGAGCUGGUGCUGCUCUCUUGGAACGUGGAGUCUGAAGGUAGUAACUCAGAUUUGCACAAGAAAGCUGCUUGGAAUCACAGGAAAAAAGUGCUCAAGCUUGAAUUGACUUUGGAAAAGGCCUAUGGGUUGGAAAAAUUGCUUCGUGGUGUUUAUCUAGUCCUUUCCCCCUGUUUUGAUGAUGAAGCUCAAAGUAGUAUCAUGUGCUUGCAAGAGCAACAUUGUUAAAAUGUGGUGCACUGAUCAAUUAAUGAUUCAACCCCUUCAACUUUCAUGCUUUGUCCAUCAUAGGUAUUUUUCUAGGGGUGCAGAAGUAUUGGGCAUCCUUGCAGUGAGCGGAAUUAGUUUUCCAAAGAAAGGGCCAAGUUUUGUUGUGCAAUCUUUGUUGCAGUUGAAUUUAUUUGACGGGAUUUAUUCUCGUAGUUAUGCCACAGGUACUGUUGGGAUGGAGAAUGUACCUAUUCAUUGCGGUGCCAAUGAGGCUGCUGAUAAGGUCUACCAGACUAUUGUUGAUUACUCGAAUCCUGAUCAUAAAAUGGAGAGAGCCCUUGAUAAUCUAGGUAUAGAACUGAGUACUCCUCUGGUGGUAGACGUCCUGAACAAGCUUCGAUAUGAGGAGAAAGUAGCAUUUAGGUUCUUCACAUGGGCAGGAAAGCAAGAAAGUUAUAGUCAUGAGCCUCAGGCAUAUAAUGAGAUGAUUGAUGCAUUGUCGAGUACAAAGUACAAGGUCAAACAGUUUCGAAUUGUUUGUGAUCUGCUGGACUACAUGAAGAGGAACAGUAAACGCUCUGUUCCUAUUGAGGUGUUGUUAACAAUUUUGAGGCAAUAUACUGAAAAACAUUUGACUCAUCUUCACAAAUUUGCACGGAAGAAGAGAAUAAGGGUGAAGACACAACCUGAAACCCAUGCCUUCAAUUUACUGAUGGAUGCUCUAUGUAAGUGCACUCUUGUUGAGGAUGCUGAAGCCAUGUUUAAAAGAGUAAAGAACAAGCUAAACCCAAAUGCAGAUACAUAUAACAUUUUGUUUUUUGGAUGGUGUAGAGUUAGAAAUCCAACUAGAGGUAUGGCUAUUCUUGAGGACAUGAUAAAUGUGGGGCAUACACCUGAUAAUUUCACCUACAAUACCGCAAUUGAUAGUUUUUGCAAAGUAGGCAUGGUUAUAGAGGCUUCUAAGCUACUGGAAUUUAUGAAGUUGCAUGGAUCAACCAUGUCUAGUCCAACGGCAAAAACUUAUGCCAUUAUGAUUGUGGCUCUUGUCCAAAAUGAUAGAGUUGAAGAAUGUUAUAGUGUUCUUGGGGAUAUGAUACGCAGUGGGUGCCUUCCUGAUGUUUCUACAUACAAGGAUCUGAUUGAAGGUAUGUAUUUGGUUGGAAAGAUUGAGGUUGCUUACAAACUCCUGGAAGAGAUGGGAAGCCAAGGGUAUCCUCCUGAUAUUGUUACUUUCAAUUGUUUCCUCAAGGUCCUGUGUCACAAUAGCGACAGAGAUGAAUCAGUUAGACUUUAUCGUAAAAUGAUUGAAGUAGGCUGUGCUCCUAGUGUACAAACAUUCAACAUGCUAAUUGUGAUGUUUUUCAAGCUAAGGGAUGUUGAUGGUGCAUUUGAGACAUGGCAUGAGAUGGAUAAUAUCGGCUGCACACGGGAUACAGAGACAUAUUGUGUGAUGAUUGAAGGUCUCUUUAGUAGCAAUAAUACUGAAGAUGCAUGUUUGCUGUUGGAAGAAGUGAUGUUUCGGGGAAUCAAACUUCCUUAUCAGAAAUUUGACACAUUUUUAAUGCAACUUUCUGCAAUUGGUAAUCUCCAAGCUAUACAUAAACUCUCAGAACAUAUGAAGAACUUUUACAACCCAGCUAUGGCAAGGCGAGUUGCGCUGAACCAGAAGCGUAGGAGCACGAGUUUAAGAGGGAAGUAACAAGUUAUUUAUGCUUCAACUGAUUAGAAAGUCGAAAUGCUGUGGUGCAAGGGGAUUGUGCAUGUUUGAUAAAUGUGCAUUAGGAUAAAAGGACAUGGAGCUGACCAAACAUGUGAUGCUGAAUAUAUCCCCAUAUCCAGGAAGACAUUGUCUGACUUCCUAUGCCCCUCCGAAUAAGCAUCGUUAGUGGAAGCUAGUAUGUCGCAUUCUUGUUGUUUUUGUUACACUGGCUUAUUAAUUAUAUAUGACCCUGGGAAUACUACAGUAGUUUAUUUAGCAAUUUGAGUAAGACAGACACUCCAGAGGAGUUUAGAACGACAGUUUCUGUAAUUACCUUGAUGACUUAUUCAUAAACAGGUCUUGUACAACAGAAAGUUUGUUUCUUACAUCCCAAUUUUGAAAGUAC
Messenger RNA from Cuscuta europaea, 2628 nucleotides. The record is from the annotation of a GenBank genome assembly. Lineage: Eukaryota; Viridiplantae; Streptophyta; Magnoliopsida; Solanales; Convolvulaceae.